Messenger RNA from Daldinia caldariorum, 1793 nucleotides. RefSeq lists its product as uncharacterized. The record is from RefSeq and is a predicted model, not a curated record. The coding region runs from base 204 to 1634 and encodes 476 amino acids. Lineage: Eukaryota; Fungi; Ascomycota; Sordariomycetes; Xylariales; Hypoxylaceae. The transcript has a single exon.
GAGUUUAGGUACAGGGUACUACCUAGGAGGUAGUUGGAGGAAAACAUAAACUUAAACAUCUAGCUACCUAGGUAACUACAGCACUAAAUUCUUCGACCUGUUCAAGUCCGGGAAUUAAAAUUGUCGGACAAAAAAAAACAAAAACAAAAAAAAAAAAAAACACAGCGACUACCCAUUUUUCAUACACCCGGACAAUAGUAGCCAUGUCGCUAGCACCUCCCGUCUCCAAGGACGGAUUCUCCUACGCCGGAGAUAUUUUCGCCGAGGCGAGCGGCCACAAUCGGCACCGGCGCGCUACCGUAGCGGAGCUCAGAGACCACUUUCAGCGCGGCUCCGAGAAAGAUCACCCGGCGCACUGGUUUGAGGCCCAGCUCAUCCACUACGGCCUGCAGGUGUCCAAAACCAAGGCCGUGGCCCGCAUGCGCCUCUUCGACGCUGUCAACGGCGGUAACCUCGCGGUCCCGGCGCACAUCCAGAGGCUGGAGGCGGACCUGAAGAAGGAAUGGAUCAAGAAGGAGCGCGAGGCUAAGAAGGCCUUGAAGGAUACGGCGGCCCCUUCUUCGCCCGCGCCCAAGACGCCUGCUACGGCCCGUGGCAAGCGCAAGGCCGAGUCUGCGAACAUCGACUUUACCGUCAGCGUCGGGGACAUCAACGUCACCGUCUCUGCUAGCCAGUCGGCUAAGAAAGUUAAGUCAUCGUCUUCUAAAUCGGCAACAACCACAGCAACCGUGCAGAAGGCAGAACCCAAGCCCAGGACCCCGAGGAAGCUUACCACUGCUGCUGCUCCGGCCACUAAGACUACUGCUUCCAGAUCCACUGCGUCCAAGACUACCGUUUCAAAGACAACCGUGUCAAAGACCACCACCACCACCACAAAGGCCACUGGAUCCGCAUCCACAGCUCGUCGCGGGGGAAUCUCCCAAGGACCCAGCCGCGCGAGUACCACGCCAGCACCAGCCCCAGCCCCUCGACCACUAGGCCCCCGCUCCGCCCGUCGCGGCGGGGCAUGGGCAGGCCGAGGCCGAGGCACCGCUACCGCUACCGCUCCUCCAUACCACCACAGCAGCGCCAGCCCCACCCCAUCAUCCCCCGUGAAGAACGAGUAUUCCGACGACGACGACAACGGCUAUAACGGCUACACCGGCUCCGUCAAGCGCGAAGACAACAACGACGACGGCAACGACGGAGAGGAACUCAAGCCCCUCGGCCUGCUCAACGGGCGCUACGAGCUCACGAGCGAGAUGGUGGCCUCGGAAUGGGGCCACACAGACCUCUCGCUCGUAUUCACGCUCAGCGGGACCGAGCUGUGGGGCCUGUUCGACCUGGGCGUCGUCAGCGGCGUCAUGCGCGUGCGCGAGCGGCCGUGGCAGUCGUCUAACCGGGCGUUGCGGUUUACCUGGCGGGGGCGGGAGCUCGAGGGGCCGAUUAUGUACGGGGACGGCCACGGGGGGUGGCUGCGGUUCCUGGGCGGGGGCAGGGUGGAGGGCGAGCUGGAUUUCAUGGGGAUCACGUUUGAGGGGAGGAGGGCUGCGGGCCAGGGCAUGAGGAGCGAGGUGCAUAUUGGCAGGAUGAAGGCCGAGUGGGAGGGGUACUGCGAGGAGGAGUAUGAGAGGGAGAAUAGGAAUCGGUGGUGAAGUGGUUUGCUGCCCGGCAGGCUUGCGAGUAAUUGUAAUAGUAUAUAUGUAUAGGUAGGUAGGUAUGACCUCCCCAUGCAGAGCAUGCGCUUCUAGGUUGAAGUGUCAUUUCCAAAUGCUCUUGGGUACGGCUCGAUAAAGGUGUCAUCACGCAUUUUU